Messenger RNA from Talaromyces proteolyticus, 2219 nucleotides. RefSeq names its product MRS7 family protein. Gene Ontology annotation, molecular function: ribosome binding. Gene Ontology annotation, cellular component: mitochondrial inner membrane. Bases 195 to 1871 code for a protein of 558 amino acids. The transcript has 3 exons. The record is from RefSeq and is a predicted model, not a curated record. Gene Ontology annotation, biological process: intracellular monoatomic cation homeostasis. Lineage: Eukaryota; Fungi; Ascomycota; Eurotiomycetes; Eurotiales; Trichocomaceae.
AGAAAACUCACGUAAAACCAUCUUGCGUGGCCGGUUGAAGCUUCCUCAUCCAUCGUCAAUUGUCGUGUUUUCUCUCCCAUCGCUACGAUUCCACUACUCCCAACUUGUAGGAAGCUUUUCCGUUGUUAUUUGUCUUUGCUCGUCACCGAGCUCGGUCCGCCUAAGGAAAUUAUCCGCUUUCCGGAACUUCCAUUAUGAGGACGGCCAGGCUGCCCAACUCAGUAUCGGCCGGUCGUGUGUACCGCGCGACUGCCCCGCAACUUUCCAGUAUCGCGAUCGCCCGGUCCAUCGCACAUCUGCAACGUAGCAGUCGAGUCUUUCCCACACACCAAACCGCACUGGCAAUUCUCAUCCCCCGUUAUCGCACAUACUCUACAGGACCUUCGACAUCCACAUCUUCCGGAGGAAACUCAUCUUUCCCGCCCCCGGGUUUCAAUGCCGAACAAGCAAAAAAGCCUCUUCAGUCGUCGGAGACCCGGAAACAAUCGGACCAAGUCACCAGUAAGGAUGGGAACGCUGAUGCUGCUUCUUCUUUGAGUAAAGAUGGAGGGAAAGCACCUAGUCUGGCUGAGAAUGUCGCUGCAGGCGGCCAAAAAACUGCCACUGAGACUGAGAAGCGAGCUUUGGAGAAAAAGGGAGAGACCAAAAAGAUGACCAUCGGACAGAGAAUCAAGCACGAGGUUCAGCAUUAUUGGGACGGCACGAAGCUUCUUGCUACGGAGGUCAAAAUUAGUGUGAAGCUGGCCAUGAAGAUGGCAGCCGGCUAUGAGCUGAGUCGCCGAGAGCAUAGACAGUUGCAAAGAACUGUUAAAGAUCUUGGUCGCUUGGUACCUUUCUCCGUUUUCGUCAUUGUCCCCUUUGCCGAGUUGCUACUCCCCAUUGCUCUACGACUCUUCCCCAAUAUGCUUCCCAGUACAUACGAGGGCCAGAAAUCGCGGGACGCAAAAGCUGAAAGCCUUCGAGGCACUCGUAAGGAAGUUUCGGCAUUCUUGAAGGACACUCUGAGGGAGACUGGUCUUCCCUUGAGUGCAGCCAACGCGAAGAAGGAAGAGUUCACUGAAUUUUUCAGAAAGGUUCGUUCGACUGGCGAAACGCCUUCAGAUGCAGAUGUUAUCAAAGUCUGCAAAAUAUUCAAAGAUGAUUUGACAUUGGAUAACUUGUCGCGUCCACAAUUGGUUGGUAUGUGCAAAUAUAUGAAUUUGAACACUUUCGGUACGGAUGCCAUGCUUAGGUACACCAUUCGCCAUCGAAUGCGACAAAUCAAGCGCGACGAUAGAGCUAUAUAUUAUGAAGGCGUGGAUUCGCUUUCUGUUCCAGAAUUGCAGAUGGCGUGCGCUUCUCGGGGUCUUCGCACGCACGGCAUGUCUCCAGCACGUCUCCGUGAUGAUCUCUCUAUGUGGCUUGACUUGCGUCUUACCCAGGGUGUUCCAUCAACGCUAUUAGUUCUAAGCAACGCUUAUCAAUAUACCCAGCAAAACACCGAUCCGGAGUUGUCCUCCCAGAUUGACGCUCUUCGUUCGGUAUUGUCCAGCAUUCCUGAAGAGCUGUUCCACGAGAUCGAACUAGAAGUCCACAAUGCCGAAGGCGCUGCUACCAACAGACAACGACUAGAAGUCGUGAAGGAACAGCAAGAGCUGAUUGAGGAAGAAAACGAGCAAAACACCGAGAAUGAAGGCCAGGGAGUGUCAGCACCCAAAGACAUUGAGAAUAUCGACGACAAAGAAGAUACUCAGAAGGCCGAUGCAUCCGAUAAGACUACGCAGCAAAUUUCGGAAGCAAAUGAAGCCGCAGCCGACGAAGUAUCAGCAGAACAACAGACCCAGCGGGAGGAGAAACUCGUUUCUGAGAAGAACCCUGACAAGAAGGAGUAAGCAGCAAAUUAACACAGAAGCUGUGGUUUCCAAAACAUCUCCUUUCAUUUGGCCGUUUCUCUCCUCACCACACAAAAUUUAUAUAGACCAUAUGUCUGGCCACGUCGAUCGCCAGCAUGUGUGAUGUAGGUUUUUUUAUUUACUUUGCUUACUAUUAUCCUUUUGUUUUAUUUUGGAAGGCUGGGUUAUGGAGCAUGAUCAUAUAGAGUAAGAAAUUCAUGUAUCAGUGUUUUGGGAGGUAUUUGCGGUAACGUGGUUGUUUUGUCGAGGAAACAUACUCUCUUUAACCGCCUUUUCUGAUGUAACAUACUACUUCAUUCGUAUCAGAAAAAUCCAAUAUGUACAGCG